Messenger RNA from Piliocolobus tephrosceles (Ugandan red Colobus), 2329 nucleotides. RefSeq names its product cyclin C (gene CCNC). The coding region runs from base 309 to 1160 and encodes 283 amino acids. NCBI's taxonomy places the organism in Eukaryota, Metazoa, Chordata, Mammalia, Primates, Cercopithecidae. Gene Ontology annotation, molecular function: cyclin-dependent protein serine/threonine kinase regulator activity. The transcript has 12 exons. The record is from RefSeq and is a predicted model, not a curated record. Gene Ontology annotation, biological process: regulation of transcription by RNA polymerase II.
GAGCUCUCGCGAGCACUAGUUCUCUUCUAUCUCAGCGCCCCCACAGGUCAGCACCUCCCCGCCGGCUCCCUCCGCUACCGCGGGCCGGAACUUUUGUCGAUAGGAACGGGUUUGCACAGUUGAGUGUUGUCGGCCGGCGUGAAGGAGACUAGGGGGCCAUCCUCUUCCUUUCGCCGUCGCCGCCGCGGAGCGGAGUCGAGCCGAGCUGAUUUGAUCGAGGAGCGCGGUUACCGGACGGGCUGGGUCUAUGGUCGCUCCGCGGGCCGCUCCGCCGGCUGGUGCUUUUUUAUCAGGGCAAGCUGUGUUCCAUGGCAGGGAACUUUUGGCAGAGCUCCCACUAUUUGCAAUGGAUUUUGGAUAAACAAGAUCUGUUGAAGGAGCGCCAAAAGGAUUUAAAGUUUCUCUCAGAGGAAGAAUAUUGGAAGUUACAAAUAUUUUUUACAAAUGUUAUCCAAGCAUUAGGUGAACAUCUUAAAUUAAGACAACAAGUUAUUGCCACUGCUACGGUAUAUUUCAAGAGAUUCUAUGCCAGGUAUUCUCUGAAAAGUAUAGAUCCUGUAUUAAUGGCUCCUACAUGUGUGUUUUUGGCAUCCAAAGUAGAGGAAUUUGGAGUAGUUUCAAAUACAAGAUUGAUUGCUGCUGCUACUUCUGUAUUAAAAACUAGAUUUUCAUAUGCCUUUCCAAAGGAAUUUCCUUAUAGGAUGAAUCAUAUAUUAGAAUGUGAAUUCUAUCUUUUAGAACUAAUGGAUUGUUGCUUGAUAGUGUAUCAUCCUUAUAGACCUUUGCUCCAGUAUGUGCAGGACAUGGGCCAAGAAGACAUGUUGCUUCCCCUUGCAUGGAGGAUAGUGAAUGAUACCUACAGAACGGAUCUUUGCCUACUGUAUCCUCCUUUCAUGAUAGCUUUAGCUUGCCUACAUGUAGCCUGUGUUGUACAGCAGAAAGAUGCCAGGCAAUGGUUUGCUGAGCUUUCUGUGGAUAUGGAAAAGAUUUUGGAAAUAAUCAGGGUUAUUUUAAAACUAUAUGAGCAGUGGAAGAAUUUCGAUGAGAGAAAAGAGAUGGCAACCAUUCUUAGUAAGAUGCCGAAACCAAAACCACCUCCAAACAGUGAAGGAGAGCAGGGUCCAAAUGGAAGUCAGAACUCUAGCUACAGCCAAUCUUAAAACAUUCCGAAGAAUUCCGUAGUGGACCACUUGGAAAUAAACCAUUGGACAGAUUUCAGUAAUGUCUUCAGUGGAACACAAAUGAAAAUGAAUAGCUUGUUUCUGUCAAGCAUAUUGGAAAGUGAUUUUAUUUUUGCAAAAUAAGUUUUUCUUUAAUAUGAUUCUAGUACAUAAUUGAUUAAAAUCUCUUGAUUAUAAAUGUUUGGAAAGGUUCUAAGGGGACCUACAGACAGACAUACAUAGACAUUUCAAAAUUAAUAGCUUUUGAUUAGUAUAAUAUUUCUUAAUUUGGAUAAUAAAAAUUGUAGCUUUUUAUUAAGCCAGGAAACAUGAAGCAUAAUUUGUUUAAAAUUCUCUUUGGUCGUUGAGGGACCAAAAAAGGACGUAAAAUUUACAGUCAAUAUAUGAGGGGUUUUUUCCCUCCAUAAGUUUAACUUUAAAACUGUAUUUAAGGAAUCAAAUCGUACAAAAUCCUGGAAGAUUUUGGUAAUGAUGUUGAUAAUUUCAGGGAAAUUAAUCAAGUACCUAUAUUGAUUUAAAAGUAUAUUUUACUCAAUAGUUUGAGGAUCUUGCCAUGGAAGAUACUAGCCCAGCCUAGCAGAAAAGUGCAAUAUGUAUAGCAUACUUUGACAUUUUAAACGUUAUAGUCCAUAACCAUUUUGAAAUGCUGGGCAAACUACAUGAAGUUAUUUAUAAUUAAUUCACAGCUAAUCAGGCAUUUUGAAAGCUUAAUUGGAUUCAAAGCCCAUAAUGUUGGAAUUUGGUAAAAUUUUAAUGUUGAUUUUUACUGUGAAAAGUUUUUUAUAAGAUAUACACACCCUAGUUUAAUGUUGUGUCUUGGUGUGGAUUUACAAAUUUACUACAAGUAUUCUGAACCAGGAACACAAUCAGGUUUCAGGCCAGUUUGAUACUGGCUGUCCUUAAUUCUAAUACAAGAGUAGGACAUCAUACUAAAUGUUAUGUCAGUGGGACUGUACUGUCUGUGGAACUUAGCAAAUUAAUCUUUUUCUUCAGACUUGAAGGAGAGUAAUAAAAUUUGGAGUCAUAGGAUAUUGAUGUACAAUUUAAGGAUUAAACAUUUUUAAUCAAUUGUGGAUGAUGGCUUAUUAAAUUAAAUGUUGACUUCCUAGUAUAAAACUGCAAGAAUAAAAGUAACUUCUCCAGCUGUA